UCAAACCAUCUUCCUCUUCCUGUUCGCCGAAUCAAGGGAAGAGGUGACAGACUUGCUUUUUAUCCCCCGAGUUUCUCGAAGUCGCAAUUUUUACGGCUUCGCCUCUCUUUCGUUCACCAUGAGAGGCCUCGUCGCAUUCUCGCUCGCAGCCUGCGUUUCGGCAGCGCCGAGCUUCAAGACCGAGACCAUCAACGGCGAGCAUGCCCCCAUUCUCUCCUCGUCGAAUGCCGAGGUCGUCCCCAACUCGUAUAUCAUCAAGUUCAAGAAGCAUGUGGAUGAGAGCUCGGCCUCCGCCCACCAUGCCUGGAUCCAAGACAUCCAUACCUCGCGCGAGAAAGUUCGUCAAGACUUGAAGAAGCGCGGCCAGGUGCCGCUGCUUGACGACGUCUUCCAUGGCCUCAAGCACACCUACAAGAUUGGCCAAGAGUUCCUUGGCUACUCUGGCCAUUUUGAUGACGAAACCAUCGAGCAAGUCCGGAGGCACCCCGAUGUGGAGUACAUUGAGCGCGACAGCAUUGUCCACACGAUGCGUGUCACCGAGGAAACAUGCGAUGGCGAGCUUGAGAAGGCCGCUCCUUGGGGCUUGGCCCGUAUCUCGCACCGAGAUACGCUCGGCUUCUCGACGUUCAACAAGUAUCUGUAUGCCGCCGAGGGCGGUGAGGGCGUUGACGCGUACGUCAUCGACACCGGUACCAACAUUGAGCACGUCGACUUCGAGGGUCGCGCCAAAUGGGGCAAGACCAUCCCCGCAGGCGAUGCUGAUGUUGACGGCAACGGCCACGGAACCCACUGCUCCGGCACCAUCGCUGGCAAGAAGUACGGCGUCGCCAAGAAGGCGAAUGUCUAUGCCGUCAAGGUUCUGCGCUCCAACGGCUCCGGCACCAUGGCUGAUGUCGUUGCCGGUGUCGAAUGGGCUGCCAAGUCCCAUCUGGAGCAGGUGCAGGCUGCCAAGGAUGGCAAGCGCAAGGGCUUCAAGGGUUCCGUCGCCAACAUGUCGCUUGGAGGCGGCAAGACCAGGGCCCUCGAUGACACUGUGAACGCUGCUGUCUCUGUCGGUAUCCACUUCGCCGUCGCCGCCGGCAACGACAACGCCGAUGCCUGCAACUACUCGCCUGCUGCGGCCGAGAAGGCUGUCACGGUUGGUGCCUCGGCUAUUGACGACAGCCGUGCCUACUUCUCCAACUACGGCAAGUGCACCGACAUCUUCGCCCCCGGCCUGAGCAUCCUCUCCACCUGGAUCGGCAGCAAGUAUGCCACCAACACCAUCUCUGGCACCUCGAUGGCCUCCCCCCAUAUUGCUGGUCUGCUGGCCUACUAUCUCUCGCUCCAGCCCGCCACCGAUUCGGAGUACUCGGUCGCUCCCAUCACCCCUGAGAAGAUGAAGUCGAACUUGCUCAAGAUCGCCACCCAGGAUGCCCUUACUGACAUCCCCGACGAGACGCCCAAUCUGCUCGCCUGGAACGGCGGUGGCUGCAACAACUAUACCGCCAUCGUCGAGGCUGGCGGCUACAAGGCCAAGAAGAAGACCACGACUGACAAGGUUGACAUUGGCGCCUCGGUCUCUGAGCUUGAGAAGCUUAUCGAGCACGAUUUUGAGGUCAUCUCUGGCAAGGUUGUCAAGGGCGUCUCGUCGUUUGCGGACAAGGCCGAGAAGUUCUCUGAGAAGAUUCACGAGCUGGUCGAUGAGGAACUCAAGGAGUUUCUUGAGGACAUCGCUGCCUAAGCCUUAGACAUGCCAUCGGCGUUGUGAGCGUGCAGCCUGAGAUGCGUAUUUUGGUCUGGGAUUAGGGGAUAGGGAUUGUUUUUUUUUUCGUCUCUGCUUUUCUUGGUCUAUUGGACGGGCAUAC
Messenger RNA from Thermothelomyces thermophilus ATCC 42464, 1847 nucleotides. RefSeq names its product serine protease. Gene Ontology annotation, molecular function: serine-type endopeptidase activity. The transcript has 2 exons. The record is from RefSeq and is a predicted model, not a curated record. NCBI's taxonomy places the organism in Eukaryota, Fungi, Ascomycota, Sordariomycetes, Sordariales, Chaetomiaceae. Gene Ontology annotation, biological process: proteolysis. Bases 119 to 1723 code for a protein of 534 amino acids.